AUGACACCCAGGUACACUGACCAAUCUCAGUACUUGUACACUUCACCACCCGGACCGCCAAAUAGCAAUUAUGCACAGCAGCCACAUGUCGUGCCACAAGGCAAUUUCGAUCAUUCCCAGCAGUCGUAUGAUAUGUCCGCAGAAACCCGCCCUCGGCCGCAAUAUCACACCAGCGCCCAAGGAAGGUUCGUGGAAGCCCGGCAGGCCGUCCCGUCGACACCUACCCUCGGGACGCAGUGGACCACUGUGCAAACUAGCCAGCCUCAACAGACUUUUACGUCGGCGUCAGGCGUCUCGGGGAGCCACCGGGUAUCUCUGCCAAACGACCACGUUCAAUCUCCUGAAAGUCAAAGACCUCCAGACCUUCGGACUUGGCAAAGGAAACGCCCUGCCGAGGACCCCAUCACCGCAGGAAGCGGAGGGCCACCUGCUGCAAAGAGGCAGCACCAAGGGCACAUACCGCUGGAAGGAUCCCAGCAUGCUCCUCGCACUGAUCAGCGUCUGGCGAUGUCAUGCGUGCGGGCCUUUCGGUCCCUGGAUACAAAAUUCCAGGACUUGCACCAAGCCUACUGCGACAAACGAGAUCGAGACAAAUGGGAACUAUCCAAACGUGAACAAGAAUUCAAAAGACGUCAGCCAUCUAUGAGAGGCGAGUACCAGCAUGCGUUAGAGUCCGUCAGACAAGAUCACGAAAAACAACGCAGGUACUGGAAGGGUGAGUUGCGCACAAAUGAGCAACGAUGGAAAGGAAUAGUCCAACAGGAGGACAAGAUAUGGAGAUCCUCCUACGCGGAGCUGGACAAGAUCUGGGAUACCUGGGUCAAAGGCGAUUUUCAAGACCUCGUCCGUCCUCAACUUGUACAGUAUAUCCGUCAUCUAGAAUCCGCGGUCCACCGCUUGGGCUCAAAACCUGCAGGUCACGUGUCAUUGCAGCGAGAGGCGCCCGACCAACGACAACCCGCAGAUAGAACAACCACGACAGCAUUACGGUCGUCACGGCCCCCUGAUGCGGCACCGGCAAUGCCGCUGUCAACGUAUUCUCUCAGCGCAGAAUCUAUAGUACCGCUGCCCGCACAACCCUCUGGCGCAGAGAUAGCCAUGCCGUCACCGUCUAGCCCCUCCAGUAUAGCAUCGACAGUAUCAUCAUCACCGACGUACUCUUCUACCCCGGCAUCGACACCGCCUUCGUCGCAUAUCCCUAGUAUAGCAUCGACAACGACACCACCAGUAUACUCUCCUGGCACAGGACCGAUAGGACCGUCACCGGCAUACGUUUCGAAUAACGCGGCACGAGCAAUGCUUCCACCACCCCACCGCGAUGUUGCAUCCACAAGACCUCCAACAAUGUAUUCGCCUGAGACAGCAACGGCGAUGCCGCCACGAUUAUAUCCUCUAAACACGACGUCUUCUGUAUCACCUCUGGCACAUCCUCCUAUUUCUGCAGCAGCCAUGCCACCACCAGCACCAUACCCUGCUACGCAAUCGACAAUACCGCCCCUACCAUAUCAUCCAAGCCUAGCAUUGUCUCCUCCGAUGCGACCUUCUGCCACAACAACAACGAUGCCACCACCGCCGCUCCCCAAAAGACCAGCGAUAGUGUCACCGCCACCACUUCCUAACAUUGUAUUGCCGCCGACACCACCUCCCGACCCUACAACUACAUUGCUUACGCCGCUGUGCCCAGAUAUAAUAACAGCAAUGCCACCAUCUCCACCGCCCAGCAGAACAGCCACGACACCACCACCACCACUCCCUGAUAUAGGACUUGCGAGGCCUUCAUUGCCACAUCCUAAUAGAACAAGACCUCUGCCGUUACCACGCCAUCCCAGCAUUGCGACAGUAAAACCGCCUUCGCGAUUUCCUCACUGUCCCGCCACGAUCCCAUCAGGUGCAGCAUUUCGAGAUGCAGAAUUCCAGGGCGCAAAGGCGAUGCCAGCGCAGCCACAUUUCCACGAAGCAACUAUAAUCCCGCCAAGGCUAUAUUCUGACAAUGUACGAACGUGUCAGGAGCCAGAUUAUUACAGACCAUCGACGAUCCCUCCACAGCAGCAUCUAUACACGGCAAUGACCAUGUCAUCGAAACCACAGCCCCCACGCACAAUGGCGAUGCCGCCACAGACACAAUCUGGCCGCCCAAGUGUUAUUCCGCACAAGAGCCAAUUUCGCAGACUUCAGGAAUCGAAACCGCGUCCUCCAAGCGCCAUGGCGAUGCCACCGCAGACACAACCCCGCAUACUCAAGGCUGUUCCGCCAGAAGGCCAACUCCGCGGACUACGGGAGGUGUCAUCAGUCUCCCCGUCACCAUCGCCUUCACUAUCGCCUUCACUAUCACCAUCUCUCUCGCCGUCACUUUCUCCUCCGCCCAAACCACCACCGCGACGCCUCACGCUUCCCGCUGAGAUGGACAUGGACAUGGGUGCUGGCAAUGGACAAGUUGGAGGUAAGGGGAAGGGCAAAGCAAAAGAUAAGGUCAAAGGAAAAGAAAGGGCAAUGACACCAAGGGAGAAUCUGGCGAGGGGCCCAAGGCGGCAGCUACCAGGCAACACGAAUCUUGAUGAUGAUGACGACGACGACUCGUACCUCACGAGGAUUACAUGUGCUGGAUAUUGA
This is a messenger RNA of Fonsecaea nubica, 2610 nucleotides long. RefSeq lists its product as hypothetical. The transcript has a single exon. NCBI's taxonomy places the organism in Eukaryota, Fungi, Ascomycota, Eurotiomycetes, Chaetothyriales, Herpotrichiellaceae. The coding region runs from base 1 to 2610 and encodes 869 amino acids. The record is from RefSeq and is a predicted model, not a curated record.